CCACCCAAAAUACAGUUUAUCAAGGACUUUUAUACGUUUGCUCGAAGACUGCAUUCAAUGUGAAAACUGUUGCGACAGAAGGAAGCUAGCUGUGCGGCACGUAAACAGCGGAAGGUCGUUUUUCAUCAAGCUAGGAAAGCUAGCUGGUUCAGAGAACAGAGAUGGCGGUGUGUGCACUGACCAUGCUGGAGGGGGUGGAGGAGGAGGUGGUGGCCACGGGCGGCGCUCUGCUCCUCGCCCUGGCCCUCAUCUUAGCCUGGCUUUCGACUCACGUCACAGAUCGGGGAGACCACAUCCUGGGCACUAUCCUCACCGUGGGCGCUCAUGCCUCACUAAUAGGACUGGGAGCCCACGAUAACUACAGCGGGGGGCCCAACGGCGCCGACGCCCCCGAACAGCAGGCCGCCCAACCUGCACAGGAGAACAAGCCGGACGACGGGGAGCCUGCGAACGAGAGGGGAGAGGGUGAUGCGGAGGCAGCCGAGGACGUCUGGACGGACCUGCGGCUGGACAUACGGAGCAAACAGCCUCAGGCCGGAGCGCUGCACUCCUCUGACGGAGAGGAGGACGAAGCUGACGAGAAUGACGAUGAGGAAGAGGAGUUAAAAGGGGUAGACAGACAUCCGGUGAAGGCCCUUCUGAGUCUGAGAACCACCGUCCCGUGUGCUUCCACCACCACUUCCAUCUCCGUCCGACUCAAAUUUUUAAACGACACAGAGGAGGUUGCCGUUGUAGAACCAGAAGAUACAGUGGGAAUACUGAAAAGCAAAUGUUUUUCAGGACGGGAGCAUCAGGUGAAACUAAUCUACCGAGGCCAGUUGCUGCAGGAUCCCAAGAAGACACUGUUCUCCUUAAACAUCACCGACAACAGCGUGAUCCACUGCCACAUCUCCCAGGCCGUGCAAGGACCGAACCCGGAGGAAGGGUCCCAGCCUGGGGCCGGGGCCGGCCCCGUGGCGUCUGGAGGAUUCAGGUCGGCCAGCGUGGCCAUCAGCACCAGCAGCCUGGUGGUGCCCGUAUUCGUGGUGAUCCUGGCUGUGGUCUGGUACUUCCGCAUCAACUACAGGCAGUUCUUCACAGCCCCGGCGACCAUCUCCCUGGUGGGAGUCACUGUGUUUUUUAGCUUUCUGAUAUUCGGAAUGCACAGCCGCUGAGAAGACACGACGUGGCUCGAGGCUGCAGCACAUUACGAAGUGCGGAAACAAGAAAUAACUGCAGCAAAGAGAUGGACUAAAUAAAAAACAGAGGCUCGAGUACAAAAACAAGGCUGCAGCUGCUUAAAUGUGUGUGUGUGUUUGGCAGGGGGCAAAGUGAGCCUGUUUGAGCACAUACCAAGAAAAAUAAAAAGUACGGUCUAAGCGCAGAGGAUUUAACUGGAGCAUUAUUUAGCAACACUCUGGCUUCAUCUCGUCUUUUGUUGGUAGGUUUAUCAAUCUCUCGUGUGUUACUCUUCAUUUUGGAAAAACAAAUUAUGCUUCAAGAAAAAAAAGGAACAUCUAAAAACACUAUUGCCCUUUACUAGUUUGACUCCUAUGUUAUAAUAUUAGAAUAAAAGCUUUCUGUGGGUGAAAACAAACUGUCCAGCCGUCUCCGAUUGAGGCGAAGACAUUUCUUUUUGCUGCUUUGCAUCGGUACCUUAAACAUCUGCUAGACAUGACAUGAGAGAGACUGUAAAUAUGUUGUAUUUUCUGUAAAUAAAAUAGAGUACAUCUGAUGAAACUACAUCUGGCACUUAACAGACUUGCAGUGGGAUAUUCUUCCUGAUCAAUACUGGACUUGUCUUGUUUCAGCUGUAUCUAGAAUUAAAGAAUUUCCAGCCAA
Molecule: messenger RNA, 1821 nt
Organism: Xiphophorus hellerii (green swordtail)
Lineage: Eukaryota; Metazoa; Chordata; Actinopteri; Cyprinodontiformes; Poeciliidae
Gene: tmub2
Product: transmembrane and ubiquitin-like domain containing 2
Exons: 3
Coding region: 162-1154 (330 amino acids)
Biological process (GO): ERAD pathway
Molecular function (GO): protein binding
Source: RefSeq, a predicted model, not a curated record